AUGAUCGGCCUUAGGGGAAUCUGUUGUAAGACAGAUAUGAUUAGUGACCAGUGGACAGAAAGCAAUGAUACACAACCUCAACUGAUGUACAAAGAGAAUACUGUAGCACGCAGUUUGACUUUACAAAAGCAAUUAAGUCGCUAUACUCCUGUUUCUCUCAAUGCAGAGUUGACAGGGCUUACAGAUUCAGACAAAGAGGCUCUUGUUUUUAUUGUCAAGGCUGCAAGUGUUAUGGAUGAAAUUUUCUAUCUGCAGUCGUGGUACAGUAAUCCAGCUCUUAGAGAUUGGUUGAAGGAUCAUGCAGAUAAGUCAGAGUUAAAUAAGUUGAAAUGGUCCUAUUAUCAGAUAAACAAGAGCCCAUGGUCUUGCCUUGAUGAUGAUGAGGCAUUUUUGACAACUGCAGAUUCAGAAAUAAGGCUGCUCUCUAAAGCAACUAGGACAGUUAGUGAGUGGAAGGGUCUGGAAUACAGAGUAGCAUUUCCAAUCCUUAAACCUGCCGGUGCUAAUUUCUACCCCCCUGACAUGGACAAAAUGGAGUUCAAUUUAUGGAAUGACAGUCUAGAAAAGGAUCAACAGACAGAGGCAACAAGCUUUUUCACUGUCAUUAAAAGGCACAGUGAACUUAUUUUAGAUUCUGGUCUGUCCAAUGAUAAAGUAGCUUCUUCUAAGGAUCUGUACAUAGUUCCUUAUUCUCAAGAGUACAAGUCUCUUCUUGCAAAAGCUGCUAAAUUAUUGCAUAAAGCUGGAGACAUUACCAACUCAACAAGUUUGAAGAAGCUACUACAUAGCAAGGCUGAUGCUUUCCUUUCAAAUGAUUAUUAUGAGUCUGACAUCGCCUGGAUGAAAUUGGUUAGUCAAUACUGUCCAUCUUACUUUUAUGAUCCAAAAAAUAGUUGUCAAGCUGGUGAGAUUAAUGUUCUUACAUUUGUCCUUAUUCACGUAGUCAUACAUGACAUGGAAACACUACACCGCCUAAUAAAUUUUACCAACCUAUGA
Molecule: messenger RNA, 996 nt
Organism: Vicia faba (fava bean)
Lineage: Eukaryota; Viridiplantae; Streptophyta; Magnoliopsida; Fabales; Fabaceae
Source: the annotation of a GenBank genome assembly